Salvelinus namaycush (lake trout) is the source of this 1296-nucleotide messenger RNA. RefSeq names its product caM kinase-like vesicle-associated protein. Bases 1 to 1296 code for a protein of 431 amino acids. The transcript is spliced from 10 exons. Gene Ontology annotation, cellular component: intracellular anatomical structure. Gene Ontology annotation, biological process: peptidyl-serine phosphorylation. The record is from RefSeq and is a predicted model, not a curated record. NCBI's taxonomy places the organism in Eukaryota, Metazoa, Chordata, Actinopteri, Salmoniformes, Salmonidae. Gene Ontology annotation, molecular function: calcium/calmodulin-dependent protein kinase activity; calmodulin binding; ATP binding.
AUGCCAUUUGGCUGUUUGACACUCAGGGAGAAUAAGGAUUACAACAAUCCCUCAGAGGUGACCGAUAAAUAUGACCUUGGACAAAUUGUCAAAUCGGAGGAGUUCUGUGAGAUCUUCAGAGCGAAGGAUAAGAACACACUCAAAAUGUUCACCUGUAAAAAGUUCUUGAAAAAGGACGGGAGGAAAGUGAGGAAAGCUGCCAAGAAUGAGAUUCUAAUCUUGAAUAUGGUAAAACAUCAUAACAUCCUCCAGCUGGUUGAUGUCUUUGAAACUAGAAAGGAGUACUUCCUCUUCCUGGAGCUAGCUACAGGCAGAGAGGUCUUUGACUGGAUCUUAGACCAAGGCUACUACUCAGAGAAGGACACCAGCAACGUUGUCAGACAGGUGUUGGAAGCCGUGGCCUAUUUGCACUCCCAGAGAAUCGUCCACAGGAACCUCAAGCUGGAGAACUUGGUGUACUUCAACCGCCUGAAGCACUCCAAAAUAGUGAUCAGUGACUUCCACCUGGCCAAGCUGGAGAGCGGACUCAUCAAGGACCCCUGUGGAACCCCAGAGUACCUUGCUCCUGAGGUGGUGGGUCGUCAGAGGUACGGAAGGCCAGUGGAUUGCUGGGCCAUCGGGGUCAUCAUGUAUAUUCUUCUGUCAGGAAACCCCCCUUUCUAUGACGAAACGGAAGAUGAAGACUAUGAUAAUCACGACAAAAACCUUUUCCGCAAGAUUCUGUCGGGAGACUAUGAGUUUGACUCACCGUACUGGGAUGAUAUAUCUGACUCAGCGAAAAGCCUGGUGUCAUGUCUGAUGGAAGUGGAGCAGGAUCAAAGACUGACUGCACAGGAGGCCAUCAACCAUGAAUGGAUUUCUGGGAAUGCAGCCUCCAACAAGAAUAUCAGGGAUGGAGUGUGUGGGCAAAUUGAAAAGAACUUUGCCAAAGCCAAGUGGAAGAAAGCUGUAAGGGUCACAACCCUGAUGAAGAGGCUUCGAGCUCCAGAACAGAGUGACUCCGGUGCCUCCAGCCCAGUUCCAGGGGCCACUGCUGGCCCUGUCACCCCGAGCAACACUCCAGUACCCCCAGCUGAUGGGUCUGAGGGCACCCCUGCCAGCACAGAGGCCUCACUCACCCUCCAGGUUCCCAAUUCACAGAAGGCACCCGCCAUCAUCACUCCUGGUUCCCCCUCCCAGCUCCAGCCCAGCCCAGCUCCUGAGGAGCCAGAGGCUGAGCCCCUGGAACGGUGUAACGGGGACUCAGCAGCACCACUCCAAACACCCCCACAAACACAGGAGGAUCAGAAUGGCUAG